GACCCCACUGGGUGGGUCGCUUCCACCAUUCCCUUGCCUUCUUCCUCACGAGACUGCCGUUUCCUUCUCUCUCUCUCUUCUCCCUCUGAUAUCUCUCCCUGAACUCGCCGCAGCUGCAGAAUCAGAAUCGGAGGUUCCCUUUCCCUCCCUUUUGAUUUGAAUCAUCUAUCCUCGCAACCAAAUCCCGCUCUGUCUUGCGUGUUUCUAGGAUCUUCUUCCCAGAUCCGGGAAUCUCUCUCGCAGCCUCCAUUUUUGAUUUGUGGUCAUCUGUUGGGUUCUGUGUCCGGCCUACCGCUGCUGCACUGUUUGUUUUCAGUUCAAUCAACGGCUUUAACCGAUUGGUUGCAAGAAAACCCUGAUUCCGUUCCUCGGAUUUGAAAAUUUGAUUUGGGCUUUCUAUUUGAAUUGCGUUGGGUAUGAUUUGCAUUCUCAAUUUUCAACAAUGUGCUUCUGUUUGCGUUGAUUUGGAUCUCGGUUGCUUGUGGAUUCACGUUCUGCGAGCACAUUAUUGGGAUUUGGGCUUUACGUACCUGCUUUGAAUUUCAGUUUUUGACUGGAUCAAGAGUUGGGUUUAUCAAUUUUCAAUGAGGUAGCUAUUUGAGUAUUUGGUAUUGACGCGCUCUUGUUUGUGUUCUGAAUUUGAUUCAAAUGUUCCACAGAUCUAUAACACAUGCUGGUUGGUAUAUUUAUUAGGAUUGAAAUGUUGGAUUUGGAAAAAUGGGAAAGAUCUUGAUUGAUGACGAGUGUUGGGUAUUUUGAGGGAAAUGUGGAUCGAAUCCGAUAUUAGAACCGUAUGAAUUACAGCCAAUUUAUCUGGGUUUUGUGUUGGGAGUUGAAUAGGGUAGCUCUGUUUCUUGUUCUGGAGCCGAGGACUGUGAAGUUGGAUCACCAUGGGCUGCAUUUGUUCAAAAGGAACUUCUGCAAAUGAGUAUGUUGGGAACAAUGCGAGGGACAGAGAAUCCAAACGAUCUUCAAAGCGUUAUAUUGCUUCAUCGAGAAGAGAGGAAGUUGUAGUUGAGGUUGAUAAUGGUGGUAGCGAUGCAACUACAAGGCUUAUAUCAACAGAGCCCACCGUGGAGAAUUUGGCUUCCAUUCCGACUGCAUGGGAUGAGGGGGAGAGGAAGGAUAUCGUUGUUGAAAAACAAGCAAAAUCACAAAUUCAAAAGCAUGCGGCAACAGAUGGCGGGAAGAGUGGGCAAUCACAGAUAUCUCAGGCAUUUAACAUUAGCAAUGGAGUUGAUGGAGCACAAGUUGCUGCUGGGUGGCCAUCCUGGUUGACUGCAGUGGCUGGAGAAGCUAUCAAAGGGUGGGUACCUCGAAAGGCAGACUCAUUUGAGAAAUUGGACAAGAUUGGACAAGGUACUUAUAGCAGUGUGUACAGGGCCCGUGACCUUGAGACUGGUAAAAUUGUUGCUUUAAAGAAGGUCCGUUUUGUUAACAUGGAUCCAGACAGUGUUCGUUUUAUGGCAAGGGAAAUUCUUAUUUUGCGUCGACUUGAUCACCCAAAUGUCAUGAAGCUUGAAGGUCUGGUCACAUCAAGGAUGUCUGGCAAUUUAUACCUUGUAUUUGAAUAUAUGGAGCAUGACCUUGCUGGUCUUGUUGUGUCACCAUUGGUCAAGUUUAGUGAACCACAGAUCAAAUGUUACAUGCAACAGCUACUUCGUGGACUUGAGCACUGCCACAGUCGUGGGGUCUUGCAUCGUGACAUCAAGGGCUCGAAUCUUCUUAUUGAUAACAAAGGAAAUCUCAAGAUUGGUGAUUUUGGGCUGGCAACAUUUUUCCGCUCCAAUGCAAAGCAACCUUUAACAAGUCGUGUUGUAACUUUGUGGUAUCGACCUCCUGAGCUUUUGCUUGGUGCUACAGAUUAUGGAGCUUCUGUUGAUUUAUGGAGUGCUGGCUGCAUUCUUGCUGAACUCUAUGCUGGGAAGCCAAUCAUGCCUGGAAGAACAGAGGUGGAACAACUGCAUAAAAUAUUCAAACUCUGUGGUUCUCCAUCUGAUGUAUACUGGCAAAAAUCAAAAUUGCCUCAUGCAACUAUCUUUAAACCUCAGCAUCCUUACAAACGUUGUGUUGCUGAGACAUUCAAGGACUUCCCUUCUUCAGUUUUAGCUCUUUUGGACGUCCUCCUUGCUGUAGAACCUGAGAGCCGGGGAUCAGCUUCUUCUGCCCUUCAAAGUGAGUUCUUCACAACAAAGCCUCUUCCUUGUGAACCAUCAAGUUUACCCAAGUAUCCACCAAGCAAGGAGUUCAAUGCCAAACUUCGUGAUGAUGAAGCAAGAAGGCAAAGAGAAGCUGCAGGUAAAGGUCAUGUGCGUGAAUCUUACAAGAAAGGCUCCAGAGAAUCUAAAGCAGUGCCGGCACCAGAUGCUAAUGCGGAGCUGCAUGAGUCCAUUCAGAAGCGACUGGGGCAGUCAAAUGCUAAAAGCAAUAGUGAAAAGUUCAAUCGUGAAGAAGAUGGUGGGUCUGGCUUCCGCAUGGAGCCUUCUAGAGGAAUGCAACAAGAUGGUCUCUCACAUUCCGGCCAAUUGGUUCAGCAUGUUGAUUCUGGAUCUUCAACAAAUAAAAGUGAAGAUCUGAUGGGUUCUCAACCAUUUGCUUCAAAGAAUGGUUCAGUUUUGAGGACCCAGAACUCUUUCAGACUUCAGGGAUUAACCCAGUUUUCCAGGUUUUCCAAUUCAGUUGCAGUUAGAGGCAGUUCACGUUUUGAUAUGAGCGGAGGAGCAAAUGCGAACCCGCACUGGCCAGAGGAGCGCCUGAAUGCUCAAUAUGGUCAGCUGGAUGAUGCAGAAUCCUCUGUAAACCAGGAAUGGUCGCAACAUUUGCUCGACGUGCCAAAGUCUCAUUCCAAGGACAAACAAGCACCUGGGAAUGAGUCUACAAUGGCUCAUGCUCCGAAGAAGAAUAGGAUCCAUUACUCUGGACCAUUGCUUCCUCCAGGGGGUAACAUUGAGGAAGUGCUCAAAGAACACGAGAAACAAAUCCAACAUGCUGUCCGCAAAGCACGUGUUGACAAGACCAGAGCCAAGACCAAGAAGAUGUAUGGCGAUAAUGGACAAACUGAGUCGCUACUGCACCAUGGGGUAAAUGGCCGAUGACCUUUCAGAGGAAUUCUAGGACACCUUUACAUGGAUUUUCAGGAAGAUCAGCAGAAUGCUGCUGCUAUCAUGUAAACCAUGGGGAUUUCAGCAAGUUCAUUGCUGGGAGGUAAACCCUGGAUUUCAAGGACGAUUGGCUAUCAUGGAGUCAGGAAAAUCCCCACUCUUAUAGUUUCAACCUUCCAAGAACAUGCAACUGAUGAAGAAAAUUUCGAUGGUCCACGAGCUAGUCGAGGAGGUUGAUAGACUGGUCAUCGAGUUAGAUAGUGAGGUGACUUUUAACUGCUAGAGAUAUUCAUGUACAGCUCAAAGCCAGUUCCAUUUGGCCCAAUUUUGUAUGAUGUACUGAUAUAGAGGCUAAGCCAUUGGUGCAAGUUCCUGGGAAUUUUGCGCCUCAGGCCAUCGUCUGAGUCAUUGCCUGGACAUCCAUUGCACAACACAUUUAUUCUUUAGUCUGCAAAUUCUUUUCUUGUGGCAUUAGUUUGUGGCCUAGGGGAAAAUAUCUUCUCCGCUGGGCAUGAUAUGAACUGUUUCUCAACAAUGAGUCAAAUGACACAUUUCUGCUGCUUCUAA
Molecule: messenger RNA, 3668 nt
Organism: Diospyros lotus (date-plum)
Lineage: Eukaryota; Viridiplantae; Streptophyta; Magnoliopsida; Ericales; Ebenaceae
Product: probable serine/threonine-protein kinase At1g09600
Exons: 8
Coding region: 891-3095 (734 amino acids)
Biological process (GO): positive regulation of transcription elongation by RNA polymerase II; protein phosphorylation
Cellular component (GO): cyclin-dependent protein kinase holoenzyme complex; nucleus
Molecular function (GO): cyclin-dependent protein serine/threonine kinase activity; RNA polymerase II CTD heptapeptide repeat kinase activity; ATP binding
Source: RefSeq, a predicted model, not a curated record